AUGUUCUCGACCAUCACGACCGCGCCGGCCAAGCAGUCGGUGAGCGACACGAUCCCCGUGCUCAGCGGCCGCCUGAGCACCGCAACGCUGCUUGAGGACCGCCGCGCCGCCAUCCUCGGCCUGCGCAGCUUCGCAAAACAGUACCCGGCCUCGGUCGCCUCGGGCGCCCUGCGCAGCCUGAUCGGCAGCCUGAGCCGCGAUGGCGAGGACGUCGACACCGUCAAGGUCGCGCUCGAGACCUUGCUGAUGCUGUUCAGCCCGGAUCCGGAUAGCCCCGAGGCGUCGGAGGAGAUCGCGCUGUGGGUGGCCGACGAGUUCACACAGCGGCAUGAGAACAUUGCGCUGCUGCUGGGGUUCCUGGCGAAAGAUAGGACGGAUUUCUAUGCACGGCUGUACUCGCUGCAGCUGCUGUCAGCCAUCCUGUCGGCACGUACGGAGCGGACGGAGGAGUGCAUCGUCAAUACUAGCGACGGCAUUUCCCGGAUUGUAGCCGCGCUGGAGGACACCAGAGAGGCGAUCCGUGACGAGGCCAUCGGGCUGCUUACGGACCUGACGCCGACGUCGAAUGUGGUACAGAACCUGGUAACCCUCGAACGGGGGUUUGCGCCCAUCUUCGAGACCAUUGCCCACGAGGGCGGGCUCUCGGGGGGCGCGCGGGUGGUCGAGGACUGUCUGAUUCUGCUGGCUAACCUGCUCCGGCUGAACCCGUUGAACCAGACCAUGUUCCGGGACAUGGGCCAUGUCGCGGGUAUCAGCCAGCUUCUGAAGGAUGCAUACCAGGGGGGCGAAGAUGGCGAGGAGGAGGUUGCGCAGUGGGUACAAGUCCAGAGGAACAGGAACGUAUACGCCAUGCUGGCCGUCAUCCGGCUCUUGCUCGUCCCGGGUGCUUCGGGGACGGCCCUGAAUCAGGAGGCAUUCGUGGGUGAACUGGUGGUAGCCGGUGGACGGAACCGCGCACGAGGCGGCCCCGUGCUCGAUAGCACGCUCCAGAUCGCCUUCUCGCCCGCCGCCGAGUUGCCGAUCAAGUCGGAAGCCCUGCUAGCCUGCGCGGACAUGAUCAGGGGCAACGCCGACGUCCAGGCGCGGUUCGCAGGGUUUCAGGUCCCAUCACCGCUUGCUGACCCAGUUGCCAACGGGAACAUCAGCCCGCAAGCCAACGGGGUACCCAAGGUGUACAUCAUCGACGGGCUCCUCGACCUCGUGCUGGCCGUCAACUCGCUGCCCGUGUUUGACCUGCGCAUGGCCGCUUGCACGUGCCUGAGGGCUUACUUUUACAAACAUGCCGAGAUCCGGAUGCACUUCCUCGACCAUGCGGUCCGCACGCACAAGGCUCAAGCCGACGACCUCACCAACGCUCUCACCAUCCUCCUCCAGCCACCAGACCCGGCCGCGGCCACGGCAGACCCGUACCGUUACUGGUUCGCCGCGGUGCUCAUGCUCCACCUCGUGCACGAUAAUCCGGAAACCAAGGCAUUGGCUAUGAGCGUCACGGAGGGCGACGAGGCCAGCGGAGAGGAGGUUGUGACGAGCAUACAGACCAUGACGGCUCACCUAAUCAGCAGCGUGGCCAAGUCAGACGACCCGCGCAUCAGCAUCGGCUACCUGAUGUUGCUGUUGUGCUGGAUGUACGAGGAUCUCGAGGCGGUAAACGACUUCCUCGGCGAGUUCACCAACCUACAGGGGCUAAUCCAAGCGGCGAUCGAGAACCCCAACGGCGACGUGAUCGUCCAGGGACUCAGUGCGAUGCUAGCGGGCGUGGUGUACGAGUUCUCUACCAAAGACUCCCCCGUCCCGCGCACCAAAGUACGAGAGAUGAUCAUGUCCCGCAUGGGUCGCGACCGCUACGUCGACAAGCUCACAAGACUGCGCUCGCACCCGCUCAUGCGCGACCACGAAGUCAACCCGCAGAGCCUCGAGCCCGGCCCGGACCAGAAGCUGCCGGACGUUUUUCUGGAUGACACCUUUGUCGAGUUCUUCAAAGACAACUACACCCGCAUCCUGCGCGCCAUCGACCGCGACCCGGACGCCGAAACGUCCGUCAUCACCAACGGCAUCCAAAAGGGCGUCUCCCGCACGCUCGUCGACUCCCUCCGCGCCGAAGCCGCCGAAAAAACCACGGCACUACAAGAAGCACACGCCCAACACACCGCCCUCGCCGCCCAGCUAACCCAAGAACAAACCACGCACCGCCAAACCCAAGAAUCCCUCUCCGCCGAACUCGCCCGCGCCAACGAAACCGCUACCGCACUGCGCCAACAACUCACCGCCCGCGACGGCUCCCUCCAUUCCGCCGAAGCCACCCACACCAACCUAACCCGCCAGCUCGCCCACGAACAACAAGAACACCAGCGCACACGCGCCGAGAUCGCCCGACUCAAAGCCCACGCCGACGCACUCCAACGCAGCCACACGCAAGAAACCACCACGCUGCAGAGCCAGCUACGCGCAGCCCGCGACGACACCCCACGGCAACUCGAUGCCGCGCGGCGCCAGGCCGAACAGGAAGCUGAACGGGCGCGGCGGCGGGCAGACGCGGAAAAAGCCGAUUUGCGCGCGACCAUCAGUCGGCUGGAGGUGGAUCUCAUGAAAACCAGCAAGGCGCGGGCGGCGGCGGAGGAGCAAGCGAACCAGUUGAAGGCCGAGAAGAAAGCAGCAGCCGCCCCCUCUGCCGGUGGCGGCAGCAGCAGCAAGGCAGUCGCUGAGAAAGACAAGGAGAUCAAGACCCUCCGUGACAAAGUCAGCAAGGCGGAGAAGGCUGCGCAAGAGGCGAAGAAGCGGGCGGAUGAAAAGGAGGCGGAGCGGAAGAGUGCACAGAGCGACCUGGAUGACUUGCUGGAGGUGUUUGGGGAUUUGGAGGAGAAGCUUACUAAGUACAAGAAACAACUUAAAGCGCUGGGGCAGGAGGUGUCGGAUGGGGAGGAAGAGGAUGAUGACGAGGAUGAGGAGGAGGAGGAGGAGGAGGAGGAUGAGGAGGAAGAGGAAGAUGAUGAGGAAUAA
Messenger RNA from Dichotomopilus funicola, 2997 nucleotides. RefSeq names its product p115 like vesicle tethering protein. The transcript has 3 exons. The coding region runs from base 1 to 2997 and encodes 998 amino acids. NCBI's taxonomy places the organism in Eukaryota, Fungi, Ascomycota, Sordariomycetes, Sordariales, Chaetomiaceae. Gene Ontology annotation, cellular component: Golgi stack; ER to Golgi transport vesicle membrane; Golgi membrane. The record is from RefSeq and is a predicted model, not a curated record. Gene Ontology annotation, biological process: intracellular protein transport; endoplasmic reticulum to Golgi vesicle-mediated transport; transcytosis.